This is a messenger RNA of Coregonus sp. 'balchen', 4184 nucleotides long. The record is from the annotation of a GenBank genome assembly. NCBI's taxonomy places the organism in Eukaryota, Metazoa, Chordata, Actinopteri, Salmoniformes, Salmonidae.
AUGGUACAUGGGCGAGCUAAACUAUAACAUAAGACAAUAUUGCUCUGUUUGAAUACUGAAUUGAGACAGAGGCUAUAGGGCUGCGUUUACACAGGCAGCCCAAUUCUGAUAUUUCUUUCCACUAAUUGGUCUUUUGACCAAUCAGAUCAGCUCUUUUGUCAAUAAUUGGGCAAAAGAUCAGAAUUGGGCUGCCUGUGUAAAUGCAGCCAGGCAUUGGGACUGUCUCUCAGAUUAAGGAAGGACACCCUUUAGCGACAGUAGUGUGUUAGUAGAAGGCCCAGCAGUACAUUAGGCUAGCCUCACCCUCUCUCUCAGCACUCUGCUGCAUCAAUCCGUUGCGCAUGAGUAGAUUGGCUAAUGACAGGUCCCCUUGUGUAUACAUAGUACUAACGAGCAGACACUGAUACUGUCUGUCAAUGCAUUUUGUUUUCUCUUAUCUGGUAUAGUGGGUCAUGCUACUGUUACAGACCUUUACCCCUCCUAUCACUUACCCUACACACAUACACACAUAUGCACAUACACACAUACACACACAUGGUGAAUGGACUGCACUGUCUGUGACUACUCGCUUACACACUGAAAGUUGGUUUAUUUUGGUCAAUAUUGUAAUACAUUGGAGUAAUUACAUACCUAGGAACUUGAUUGAUGUAGCUUGACUAUAAACCACUUGUUAGCUGCAGAAAUUGUCAAAGACUCCAGCCACCCUAGUCAUAGACUGUUCUCUCUGCUACCGCACGGCAAGCGGUACCGGAGUGCCAAGUCUAGGUCCAAAAGACUUCUCAACAGCUUCUACCCCCAAGCCAUAAGACUCCUGAACAGCUAAUCAUGGCUACCCGGACUAUUUGCACUGCCCCCCCACCCCAUCCUUUUUACGCUGCUGCUACUCUGUUAAGUAUUUAUGCAUAGUCACUUUAACUCUACCCACAUGUACAUAUUACCUCAACUACCUCAACUAGCCGGUGCCCCCGCACAUUGACUCUGCAAAGGUACCCCCCUGUAUAUAUAGCCUCCCUACUGUCACUUUAUUUUACUUCUGCUCUUUUUUUCUCAACACUUUUUUUGUUGUUGUUUUAUUCUUACUUUUUUUGUUUAAAAUAAAUGCACUGUUGGUUAAGGGCUAUAAGUAAGCAUUUCACUGUAAUGUCUGCACCUGUUGUAUUCGGCGCAUGUGACCAAUAAAAUUUGAUUUGAUUUGAUUUGAUUUGAUUUUGAAUAUGUGACAUUGACAACAUAUACACAAACUCCCCUAUUUCUCUCCCCAUCUCUCUCUCUCUCUCUCUCUCUCUCUCUGCACAGGAGGAGGAGGAUGAGGAAGGUUCCACAGAGGAGCAGGAAGAAGAAGAGGAGGAGGACUGGGAGAAGGCAUUAUCAGUGGAGAGGUUCGGGGACAUCAUCACUGAGUCCGCGUUCAGCAGCGGAGAAAAGAUGGGCCGAAACUUCAACGAAAAAGAUUUUGAGUGUAAGCCCGUUCACCAAUCUGUAGACUUCUAUACCGGUAUGCUUUUGUAGAACACAGGGAAAAGGUUCCCAGAAUGUCUGCUCAUAACAGUUUUUGCUAACAGAAAUCAGUGUUGGGGUUACUUAAGCCUGCCGCUUUAAUGCUUUAUAACUUGUUAUAAGCAUAUGCGUCGUCGUAAUUUAAUUUCUGUGGCAUGUCUCUGUCUGUGUAUCAACAUUCAACUGCCUCAACAUGGCUGGUAUUUUGUCAGAAUCUUUGACCCCCCCAUCCUUUUUAACUAUCGUUAUGCAAUGGUUAUAGGUUGUUUUCAAUAAAACGUCACAAUAUGUUCGAUUUGGCUACUGGGGGACAAGGAGACCCCCAGCUCCACUAAAACCAUUGACAACUACGUGCCAUUUUCAAGGGAUUGUUAAAUAAUUGUUAUAACUAUUUCGUUUUAAUAUCAUCACCUAUUGAGCAUAGUCAGAACUACACAUUUCCGAUAAUUCCAUGCAUUUAGCUCUAUCCUCAGAGUUAUACAGCAAGUAACUGUAUGCUUUUCAUGAUCAGUAAAAAUGAUCAUGUAAUUUCAGAUACGUGAAGGUAGCCUAUCCAUUUGGCAUGUAACAAGCUAAGCAAACAACAUAAUUUACAUAGUGUGUUUCAUCAGAGAUUAGGCUUUUGGAAAGAGCUUGAUAUCGGCAAGUCCUCAUCCUGGUAAAGUUGUCAGUUGGACUACUGUCAUCACCACUAUAGAUGGCAAGCAAAUGAAACAGUAUUUGGAUAUAGUGUAGCUUAUCCCUUGAAAGUAUGCUUGUUAACUAGCCAUAUUGUAGUGAUCUGUUAUUAGCUAGCUAGCUAAUUUGACGUGGUCCAUCAAUCAAUGUAGUUUAUAUCAUGGCUGUCAGCAGCGAUUGUAAUUAAAUGAUCUUUAAAUUUAAAAAAAGAUAAGGGGAUCAUGUUACCUAACUUCGCUAGGUAGGCCUACAUUGGUUGGAGAAAAAAGUACAUUAGGUCUACUUACCACUAUAUGUUUAGCCAACUGUACAAAGUUUCUACCGGUAGCUUGCAAAGUAAACAUAAACUAACAGCACCACGGCAAAUUCGCCCUUCUGCUGCUUGACAGACAGAGCCCACAAAGAUGGGAAAUUAACCUAAACCACUCAUACUUGUCAGGUAUAGUUCACUUUUAUUUUAUAUCAUUAAAAUAUAAAAUUAAUGGUGGCCAAUAUUGAAAGAUAUCGUGAGGCUACCAUACAUAGCUGAAAUUACAUGAUCAAUUGAUGUUUACUGAUCAUGAAAAGCAUGCAGUUACUUGCUGUAUCUCUGAUGAUAGAGCUAAAUGUGAGCAAUUGUUUUGCAUGGAAUAAUCUGAAAUGUGUAGGUCUGACUAUGCUCUUCAAGAGGCGAUGAUAUUACAACCAAAUAGUUAACAUUUAUUUAACUAUCACUUGGAAACGGCACACAGUUGUCAAUGGUUUUAGCGGAGCUGUGGGUUUGCUUGCCCCACAGCAGGCAAAUCGAACACUCUACACCUUAUUGUGACAUUUUAUUGAAAACAACCUAUAAGAUGUUAUAAAGCUCACAAAUACAAUGCACUAUGCCGGCAUGCUUUGCCAUUAUUUUCACUUAAACUCCUACCUUCCAUUUCACAGAUCAUCGGCACACCUUUCACCACACCCACCACCCCCUGUCCACCCACCUGCCCCCGCCACAGCGCCUACGCAAGCGGGUGCUCAGCAUGGACCGCGACCGCCGGCGCAAGAAGAAGCGAAAGAAAAAAAAGACCUCCAUGCCGCCCUCAGAGGUCACGCCCACCAUCCAUGAGGUAGAUGAGGAGGAGGAGGCGGAGUCUGAGUCAGAGGGGUGGGGCCAAGCGGCCACGCCCACAGAGCAGCCUGACGACCAACCACAGGUAAUUUAACAGAAAGUUGCGAUAACGUCUGAUGGCCAAUCAGAAUGCCUGCAUAGCAAAUUCCCCAGUGUUGAUUUAACACUGGAGAAUUUGCUGUGUGUUAUUGUUAUUUAUCCUUUAUUCUUUAUACAUUGCGAUACAAUGUUUUGAGUGUUGCAAGUUGAAGUUUAGUAUAUUAAUUUGUUAUUUAUUCAUUCAGCAUAUUAAUUUCAAAGACACUCCAGAGAAAAAUGUAUGUCACACUCUACAUGUGGUGUGUGAAGUUGGCUGGGAAUUUUUGUCUACUGUGUAAUAUGAGACCUUUAAUAAAAAGCGGGCAGUAGCUGACACAGGAAAGAUGAAGAUCUGCCAAGUACUAGUCUAACAGGUGCCUGAGAGAGAGAGAGAGAGAGAGAGUUGGAGAGAUGGAGAGUUAGGAGUCCUAUGUUCGACACCUUGUUCGCCUGACUGGGACAGGACAGCACCUGACUUGAACUGACACUCACGGUCCAGGCACUUGAACUCAAUCAACUGGCCUUUAGAUUGAACCUUCAGAUGAAGCUGUUAGGGAUUCCAUGUACUAGGACAACUGUAACCAACUCCCUCUCCUCUCAGUUUAGCUUGGGGAGUGAGGAGGAUUUGGAACCGGCUCUCCCUUUCACUUCCUUCCACAUGGAGAGCGAACAUCAACAUCUGCCGCCAGAGAAGGCCACACUGGCCACGGCAGAGGAGGUGGUGGUGGAGGAGGAGGAGGAGCAGCAGCAGGAACAGGAGGUUCAGGAGCAACCGGAGGAUGAGGAGGGUGAUGAAGAGUUCAACAACAGGUGGGCCCAGCAGUGUUACAGUAGCUAG